UUUUUCCUGGUGUCCAAACCAUCCCUCUAACGAACCCCGCUCAUGGUUACCAGCUACGACACACGUUACCUGAGAGGUGAAAGCCACGAGCGCCCACAAGCACUACUCCACCAGCAGAGGAACAGGAACUCCGGUGCUCGACUCUCCACCUCCAGCCGGCCUGAUGACGUCUGUGGCAGGUGAUGCGAUGAGGAGGAAGACGGCGUGUGUCACCGGAGGUGACGGAUACAUCACCUCGGCCCUCGUGAAGAUGCUGCUGCAAAAGGAAUACACCGUCAAGACGACAAUCAGAAAGUCCGAUGACAUGGAGAAUCACCCCCAUCUCAAGGACUUGCAAGCGCUCGGUCCCUUAGAGGUCUUCCGCACCGACCUGGAGGACGAGGGUAGCUUCGAUGAGGCCGUGGCCGGCUGCGACUAUGCCUUCCUCGUCGCGGCUCCGAUGAACCUCAACGCGGAGAACCCUGAGAAAGAAGUGAUCGAGCUGGCCGUCAGCGGAACCCUUAACGCAAUGAGGUCGUGCGUGAGGGCGGGGACGGUGAAGCGCGUGAUCCUGACAUCGUCAGUGGCG
This is a messenger RNA of Triticum dicoccoides, 568 nucleotides long. Its product is annotated as anthocyanidin reductase ((2S)-flavan-3-ol-forming)-like. Gene Ontology annotation, biological process: steroid biosynthetic process. The annotation marks the transcript as partial. The record is from RefSeq and is a predicted model, not a curated record. Gene Ontology annotation, molecular function: oxidoreductase activity, acting on the CH-OH group of donors, NAD or NADP as acceptor. The transcript is spliced from 3 exons. Lineage: Eukaryota; Viridiplantae; Streptophyta; Magnoliopsida; Poales; Poaceae.